AUGUCAGCUAAAAAGCAAAGCGCGAUCACUUCGUACUUCACACGGACUCCUAAAGCUGAAAAUUUGGAGAAAAAUGUGAAUGAAAAUCCCAGGAAACCAGCAGAAUAUACGCCGCAGAAAAAACGAGUUGAAGAAAAUGUGAAGGAAAAGAACAAUGGGGAGGAUUUGGUGGAAAUUAUAGAAAAAUUGCCGGAGAGAAAACGUCAAAUGGAAGUAAUCGAUGUGAGUAUUUGAAACUAUUUUUCGUUUUGCAUACUGAAAAAAAUUUAAACAAAUGUUUACAUUGUCAGUUGACUUCGCCGGAAAGAAAACGUCGCAAAGAAGAGACAGAAGUUAUUGUUGAGUCAUUUUCCGAUGUUUCUUUGACAGCAAUGUUCCUGAAAAUGUUUGAAAAAUGA
This is a messenger RNA of Caenorhabditis angaria, 398 nucleotides long. Lineage: Eukaryota; Metazoa; Nematoda; Chromadorea; Rhabditida; Rhabditidae. The record is from the annotation of a GenBank genome assembly.